Molecule: messenger RNA, 561 nt
Organism: Caenorhabditis angaria
Lineage: Eukaryota; Metazoa; Nematoda; Chromadorea; Rhabditida; Rhabditidae
Source: the annotation of a GenBank genome assembly
AUGAAGAUUUUCGACGAAAAUCUGUUUUUCUUGAAUUUCAAGGUGAGUUUUUGGUGUUUUUUUCGAAUUUUUGAGCUUGAAUUUGAUAUUUUUCAGGCGGAGAAUCAAAGUUUCGAUGCUAGAACACAAUUUUUUGGUAGUUUUCGAGGGUUCGAUGAAGAUUUUCGACGAAAAUCAGUUUUUCUGGAAUUUCAAGGUGAAUUUUCAAAGUUUAUUUGACAUUUUGAGGUUGAAUUUGAUAUUUUUCAGGCGGAGAGUCGAAAUUUCGAUGCUGGAACACAAUUUUUGGUGAUUUUGAGGAGAUUUUCGAUGAAAAUUGAUUUUUCUCAGAUUUCGAGGUGAGUUUUCAGGGUUUCUUCUAAUUUUUGAGGUUGAAUUUGAUAUUUUUCAGGUCGAAAAUCGAUUUUGCCUUUCAAGAACAUGAUUUUUGGUGGUUUCCGAUGAAAAUUGAUUUUUCUCAGAUUUCGAGGUGAGUUUUCAAAGUUUCUUUGACUUUUUGUGAAGAAUUUGUUGAUUUUCAGGUCCGAAAUCAAAUUUUUGACAAUUUUCGAUGGAUUUUGA